Messenger RNA from Paramecium pentaurelia, 264 nucleotides. The record is from the annotation of a GenBank genome assembly. NCBI's taxonomy places the organism in Eukaryota, Ciliophora, Oligohymenophorea, Peniculida, Parameciidae.
AUGAUUUCAGAUUUUAUUAAGGAUUACCCAAAAUUACAAAUUCUACUUUAUAUUUUAGGAUUAUUUGGUUUACUAAAGUGCACAAAAGUCUUAUAUUUAAUAUUGAAAUUAAUGUUACCAAGUACAAAUUUAACAAAAUAUGGAAAUAGGUCAUAAGAGCAUCAAAUGAAAUAGGAAAAUAAUUAGCAAUAAAAUUUUCAUACAAGGGAUUUAAAAUUAUUUUAAUUGCAAAGAACAUUUUCAAAAUUAGAUAGAGUGGCAUGA